Onychomys torridus (southern grasshopper mouse) is the source of this 2661-nucleotide messenger RNA. RefSeq names its product peripheral myelin protein 2 (gene Pmp2). Gene Ontology annotation, cellular component: cytosol; nucleus. The transcript is spliced from 4 exons. Gene Ontology annotation, molecular function: fatty acid binding. Bases 713 to 1087 code for a protein of 124 amino acids. Lineage: Eukaryota; Metazoa; Chordata; Mammalia; Rodentia; Cricetidae. Gene Ontology annotation, biological process: fatty acid transport. The record is from RefSeq and is a predicted model, not a curated record.
CAUUGGAGAUGGGAAAAAUAUUAAAAUUUUAGUCAAUCCAUAUGCUGGGAUUUUGUGAAAGCUGGUUUCAUAGAAAUUAACGUGCUCAUAAGAUUAAGAGUUGAAUAUUAGAAAACCGCAAUUUAAAAUUUUAAUCUUUAUACAAACCAAAAAUUAUUUUUCUCUCUCUGCCUUGAGUUUGUCCAUUAUUAAAUGAUCUUGUAACUGUGUGAAGCUUGAGAAAUGAAAUAUCUCCUGGAUGAGGAGGAUGUUUGUAAUGUUUAAAAGUGGUUGAGAUUAAAAGAACUGGUUGGCCGCAGUGUGUUCAGAUUCAGUCACACUAAUGAAGUGUUGGAACAGUGGCUACACACAGAAAAGGGUGACAGACAGUUUGUUUUAUUUUGUUUUUUCCAUUAGGCAGAUUUAGGAACUACAAAAUGUCAGAAAUGAGAUUCUAUCAAGGAUUUGAAGGGGGUGUUCUCUAUGCCCAUAGAUCCUUAUUGAUGGAGAAAAUAUUACAGAAUGGUUUGGGGGUGGAGAGAGAGAAGAAUGAUUGUCUCAUUGAAAGCAGCUACAAUGUUUGUGAUUACAAACUAAAAUAUCUUUAAUGCUUCAUACGAAUCUGAAAUAACUUCUUUUGUGGUGAGGGUAGCACUGGGCAUGGGAAAAUGGGCAAACUGAAUAGUUUUACGCUGUAAACUCUGUAGGCAUCACUGUUGGAGAACUACACUAAAUGUUUAUGUCACUGGCAUGCUUCUCACUCAUUGUUGAAACCUGGGAGGAAGCCCUUGGCAGGAAGCCCUGCCAUCUGCUCACUGAAGGUGUGGGGUUAGCCAACAGAAAACUGGGAAAUUUGGCCAAGCCCAAUGUGAUCAUCAGCAAGAAGGGGGACUAUAUGACCAUAAGAACUGAAAGUGCCUUUAAAAAUACAGAGGUCUCUUUCAAGCUGGGCCAGGAGUUUGAAGAAACUACAGCUGACAACAGAAAAACCAAGAGCAUCGUGACACUGGAGAGAGGAUCACUGAGACACGUGCAGAAAUGGGAUGGCAAAGAGACCACCAUAAAGAGAAAGUUGCUGGAUGGGAAGAUGGUAGUGGUGUACAGUUGAAACUUCCAGGUCCACGGUCCAGGUAGCUUGGGGAGGAGAGUCCCAAGACCAGGGAAAGGGGAAGAAUUCCUUCCCCACCCCCCACCUCCCCACCCCCCACCCAAGCACACACUGCCAGGAAUUGGCAGGUGGAGAAAUGGGGAAAUGGGGAAAUAGGCUGUUGAUUAACAGGUACUUAUCUGUAGUUUAUCUGACCAAUGGGGGAAUCCAAGUCAAUUCCCUGAAGCGAACAAGAGCCUUUUAGAAGACUGUGAAUAGAAAUUAGACAGAUGUCUUUAGCACAAGGAGAAGCACCUUUAAGUCUAUACUUAAAAAAAACACCAAAGAAAAUUUACAGUCUUGAGCUUGUGACUGAUUAGGAGCUGUGCUUUACGGGAACUAGAUGGAUAGAUUUCAGAACUCUGUCGGUUAAUGUGAAAGCUCUGAACUUCUGAAGUCUUAAUGUAACACUGGUAUAGAGAGGGAAAGAAAUCUGAACCAUUUUCAUAUACCUUAAAGCCAUCUUCUUUCUUAUACCUUCACAAACUGCAUCCACACACCUUGAAACACCUUUUUCCUUUUUGCUUUAUGUCCUCAGACCUUUACUCACACCUUAAAACAUCUUCUUAGACCUAAAACAUUUUUUUCAAUCUUCAUAACUUAGGCUUUCUUCUCCUGAGAACUUACAUAAACUUUACACCUUUUUCCCCCAUCAUUCACUACAAGACACAGGUGGUUGAUUACUGGGAGCAGUCUUUGUAAAGCGAGCUCCUUUAAAUAAAGGAAUGGUAGAAACAUCACAUUGAAAUCUGUUUUGCGAGUUUCUCUCUUUUCUGGAGUCUGGUAGCCAGGUAAACUGUGUGUAGACCUGGAGCAGAGCUCUAGGAAAGUGAGGCCUGAGGCCUGAGGCCUGAGGCCUGAGGCCCGAAUACUUUACACGUGAAGAGAAUUGAGAAGGCAGCUGGAGCCUGGGGACAACGGAGCUGGGCGCUUGCUGCCCUUAAAGCGACCUAUCUGUCAAGAUUGCAUAUUAAUAAAGACAUUAUAGUAAAAUAUUCCACAAACUUAAAGUGCUCUCAAUUUAAAUAUUUUCCAGUAUUUUUGUAAUUUAAAUGUUCUGCAAAACUCCAAAAAUUUCCUCUUAAAACAGUUUAAAAUCUCUCAGAAAUAAAGCUUUCUUUUUUAUUUCAAGAGGGAAAAAACAAGACACAGGCAAAACCGAGCUCCAACAGCGGAAAUAGUCUUUCCAAAGGGGCUUGGGUCACCCCCAUUACACAGCCUGCCUUCUAGGUCCCAGCCUGCUCCAUUUAAUUGUGGUUGUGGUUUCCGGUGGCAAUCAUAUGGCACCAACACCUCCAAAAUUGUUAAGGUCCCCCAUUGCAAGUGGGCUCUCUUUAGCAACUCCAGCCCUGCCACGCGUUUGCAGCUUUCAAACUCCCCCAAAUUUCACUGGUCAUAAUUGUGAACUACUGGAGCACUGGCAUAUGAAUAGUUUAUUCCUUUCUAAAUGCAAUCUUACGAGUUCCUUUUAAACUGCUGUUUUAUUCCAAAUGUCCUGUUCCCUGACUUGUAUUUUAAAUAGCCAAUCUCCCUCU